GAAAAAUUUGUGAAAAAGCCCAAACAGUCUGAUUAUAGUUUAGGAAUUCCAAUUAGUAUCCCAGAAGCCAGGACUAAUCAUCUCACCUCAAACCCUUCUUCCACGCUCCGAUUGUCUUUGAACCAGCGCAACAUAUUUCAGACCCAGAAACACAACGAGUGAUUAAAAUGGUUUCUGGAUUAAUUAAUGCCAACCCUGUAGUUUAUGAAAAGAAAGAGCGUCGGGUCCGCAGUGCUCCAAGUGAUGCUGAUGAAUAUGCUGUUGAAUCAAUUGAUCAACAAGAAGUUUUCGAUCAUAUUAGAGAUAUAAAAGACCCAGAGCACCCUUAUUCUUUGGAGGAGCUCAAAGUAAUAUCUGAAGAUGCUAUUGAAGUAGAUGACCAUCGUAGUUAUGUAAGGGUCACAUUUACUCCCACAGUUGAACAUUGUACUAUGGCUACAAUCAUUGGUCUUUGCCUACGCGUGAAACUCAUUAGAAGCUUGCCUUCUCGUUACAAGGUGGAUAUCAGGGUGGCACCAGGAACCCAUUCAACUGAAGCUGCAGUUAAUAAACAACUGAAUGACAAGGAACGGGUGGCAGCUGCACUGGAGAAUCCAAACCUUUUGGAUAUGGUUGAUGAAUGUUUAGCUCCUUCAUAUGAGUGAAUAUAUCGAUAUGUAUAUUAUGUACUCUCUAGGCCUUUUGUAGAAUGAGCUUGGAAAAAGGCUAUAAUUAAACUUAAUUUUCAGAUAUAUCUCACUUUUCACUUUCCAAUUUUUUCCCUGUAAUAUUAUUAGCCAUUCAGUUUUGACUUUGUGCUUUUGUUCACUUCUAUUUGUAUAAUACAUUAAUAUAUGAUUUAAAAGAAGUUGUUCAUUAUUUAAA
This is a messenger RNA of Ziziphus jujuba (common jujube), 864 nucleotides long. Its product is annotated as protein AE7. The record is from RefSeq and is a predicted model, not a curated record. The transcript is spliced from 6 exons. NCBI's taxonomy places the organism in Eukaryota, Viridiplantae, Streptophyta, Magnoliopsida, Rosales, Rhamnaceae. The coding region runs from base 168 to 644 and encodes 158 amino acids. Gene Ontology annotation, biological process: iron-sulfur cluster assembly.